UCUGUCCCCGCCAAGGUCGCGCUCACGAGCUCCGCAGCGCGUUCGUCAGCUUUUCCGUUUUACUCUUCGGGGCUCGACGUGGUCACAUCUGCGAGCCUUCCCUGCGCAGUGGCGGUGCGAACCGACCGAUUGCAGCUGCGGUCCGACGACGCGAGCCAUGCUCGAAAAGGAGUUCUGCACCACGCCCACGAUUCACGAGUACGAGUUCGCCCACUACAGGCACCGCCUCCACGGCACCGCCGCCGACGAGGACGGCUCCUCGACCGAACCAAAGCAUGGCCCGCAGCUGGUGGACCUGCGCGAUCGAGCCCUGCCGCUGGGACUCGAGCGACCGCCGCCGGCCUGUGGGACCGAGCAUCAGGACCAGGGAGGACGCUCGCACCAGGCUGCGUUCGCCACCGAGGGCAAGGCUUCGGCUGCGGUAGGCCAGGACCGUCGCCCGCGCCACGACACGGACUCCGAAGAACCGCUGGACUCCGCCUUCAGGGCGACGGGGCCCGCCGGCCGCAUCAGCCCCGCGGGCGUGGUCAUCGAGCCGUACUACCUGGGCGACUCGGUGACGCAGAUCUCGCCGACGACGUACUCCUUCUCCCGGAGGAGGCGGACAGUCUUGGGGGCGCCGCUGAGCGAAGCGGACCUGACCGCCGUGGCGCGCAGGUCGUCCUCGACUACCACGUUCAGCGAGGAGGACUUCCAGAUUAGCUACCACAAGGUACUGGACAGCUCGGCAGCCUCCUGGCUGGGCGAAGGCGAAGACGACGACGAGUUCGGCACCGCGCGGUCCCGGUACAGGCAGCGGCGCGACGCAGGCAGCGUCCCGUCGGUGGAGCUGCCCUCGAUCCGGGCGACCCACAAGAGCCAGUCGGAGCAGCUGGCCUCGCGAGGCAGCGGCGUCGAGGACGUGGCCGUCCAGCGACCGCGCAGCGAGGACCUCUCGGUGCACGUCCGCGAGACCCCGCGGGCCACCCUGGGCCACCUCGAGGCGUCCAUCGUCCGCGGCGCCCUAAAGCGCAUCUACCAGCCGUCCAGGACCGACUCGGACACAGACAGGCACGUCGGCUUCGGCUCGUCUCCUGCAGGCCUUCCGCAGACAACCCAAUCGUCGGUGAAGCCUUGCAGCGAGGACUGCGGCCCAGAAGCGGCUCCCAGUCCUCCGCCCCCGAGUGACUUGCCACCGGUGACGCCGCCUCCCCCGCGCAUGCCGCCCGUCGAAAAGCCGCCGCGAGGCAAUCAUCAUCAUCAGACGUCGGCAGGCCAAGGCGUGCCUCGCUCGCCGCCCGCCGUGAAGCUCGUAGAACCGGAAAGACCUUCCGAGGAGAAGCGGGAGUGGGGUAGUCCGACCCCGUCGGGCCUGCCCCAGGGCAAGGAGGCUGCGACGAGUCGGUCGCGCUCACGAUCGCCGAAGGUGACGAGAAUGUCUUCGUUCUUGCAAGCUAGGAACGUCCGACGCGGGCGGCCGCUCGGGUCCGGCAGGAAGACGUCGUCGCCGCGGCGGUCGAUCGCCACCGACGACGACGACGACGACGAGAUCACCGCCGCCGAGUACAGGCUCGCCGUCGUCAGCACCAAGCGGGCGACGCCGGUCGUGGCCGGCUCGGUGCGCAGCCAAGUCGACAAGGCGGUCCAGGUGCACAUACGCACGCUGGACAAGCGCCUCGUCGCGUGCAGCAUCCUCGCCGGAGUGCUGGCGGUGGCGCUCGUGGCGGUGGUGCUGUUCGCUCUGCUCGACAGCAGCCAUGCAAGACUUGGCUCAGCGCCAAAUUCAGGUCAAGAAAUCCACGACAUCACACGACGAAAUACGGAGUGAGCAGUUCGACGAUGACGUUUCCAUACAUAGGGCAGCGAUUUUCCAAGCCGAAUGGUCCAGCCACGACCCUGAAGAAGGAACUGAAGGGGACAGAUUUUGGGAGUGUGCCACAGACCAUUCCAAACGAAAGGCCGCCCAGCGUGAACAACGGAAGUCAACCAGAUCGGCGAGGGUCGCCGAGCGAACUGAACAUCGCUGCUUUCUUUUAGCCCUACGGCCUAAGGAACGACCUAGUCUCGUUUCGUUUAACGCCCGUGAGAUGAAACAGGCCAUUUAUUCACUAUCGCAAGACCAGAACUUGGCUCAGCUGUCACGGGCCGCGCCUUUCAUUUUAUUUUUUGCCGUUCUCUUCUUGCUACACACCGCACUCCCAGUGGCGGUAUUGCGCGUUCUGCAUUGGACGAGUUAGCGACGUCACAUGCCACAAAUGGUCGCAGGCGGCGCUUCUUACGUAGACGCGUUUGUGUGUGUGACAUUGACUCUCUGGAAGCGGGACUCCUACCAGAGAAUGGGCACGCGGGUCUCUGUUUGAAAUUUCAGUUUUUACGCCGUGCUACCGUUUGAUGCUUUACAGACACGACUUUACCGCGCAAUUCACGUGCCGAUAUCGUCUGUUUCCGAAGCUCAAAACCUAAUGAGGGUUUGCCUGAUUUGGGUGAUUUGGGUAGUUCAGUGAUGCAUCGAACACCUUGAGAAAUAAGACGUGCGACGAAAGGUGAAUCAAGUUUACUCCAACUGACACACUGGUAAUUCUAUCGGCGCCGCCUCUGUCAGUGUUUGUCAGUGCGCGCCGGUGUCACCCGCGCAAAUGGCGGACGCCGUGGCUGGUAUGUGAAUGGUCUUAAACGCUAGAAAUGGGGCUUGUUUGAGUUUCCGCAUAACAUAAUUAUGUUUUCUCGUAUAGUCAAAUUACAAUCCAAGAGCUAUCAUGCCUGUAGGUUGUGUGCAAGUCAUAGUUUACAAUUUUUCCACAUAUUUCAGCUAUAGAAAUUGAAUAAGUUCAGUAAAUUCCUUGCCUCACAUGGAGGGCCUGGGUAUGGGUGGUUCGAAAAUCUUUUUGUCAAAACGACAUCCAACGCCGGACGCAGACGCCAGACUUUCUGUGACAAGGGCUCCGUAACGCUAUCACAUUAAAAUGACGGUCGCUAUCAGUGGGAGGGGUUUCAAGGAAAAAUUAAAAUUUCAAGUUAAAAUGUGCACUGAGAGCCCAGAUUUUUUGCGUGUGACCAUAUCUAUCCUUCUACUCUGUUACAAAAUGAUAAACUGAGAACAUUCGAACAACCAUGCCAUGGCUCUUUUAAGUGUAUAUCAUCUAAGUAGGGUCUAACUUAUUUA
Molecule: messenger RNA, 3142 nt
Organism: Dermacentor albipictus
Lineage: Eukaryota; Metazoa; Arthropoda; Arachnida; Ixodida; Ixodidae
Source: RefSeq, a predicted model, not a curated record